Messenger RNA from Diaporthe batatas, 1776 nucleotides. RefSeq lists its product as uncharacterized. Lineage: Eukaryota; Fungi; Ascomycota; Sordariomycetes; Diaporthales; Diaporthaceae. The record is from RefSeq and is a predicted model, not a curated record. Bases 165 to 1661 code for a protein of 498 amino acids. Gene Ontology annotation, molecular function: acyltransferase activity, acyl groups converted into alkyl on transfer. The transcript has a single exon. Gene Ontology annotation, biological process: tricarboxylic acid cycle.
GUCUCAUCUUGUCUUCACAUGCCAGCUGGGUCUUGUUUCCAUACCUACAUAUCCUCGUUUAUAUUUAAUUGCUGUCAAGACCCUCACUCCUGUGCCCGUUCAGGACAACAGAGGCCGAGACAAAAGGUACUCACACACAUCUUCACUCAGCAGUCUUGAGCAUCAUGGUCGCCAUCAGCAAGCGUCCAUCCCUGACCGUCGUUGACAACCGGACGGGAAAGACAUACGAGGUCCCCAUCAAGAACAACUCCAUACUCGCGACCGACUUCAAGAACAUCAAGGCCAAGCCGGACGGCAACAGGGCAGAAGAUGAGACCGAGCAGGGACUCCGUGUCUAUGACCCGGCUUACAUGAACACAGCUGUCGUCCAGAGCAAGAUCACAUAUAUCAAUGGCCUAGACGGCAUUCUCAGAUACCGGGGCUACCCCAUCCAACAGCUCGUUGACAAGAGCAACUUCCUCGAGACUGCAUUUCUGCUUCUAUACGGGGAGCUGCCGACGACCUCUCAAGCCCGGAGCUGGCAGAACGAAGUCAUGCACCACACCUUCGUCCACACCGACAUCGAGGACAUGUUCAAGUCGUUCCGGUACGACUCACACCCCAUGGCUAUGAUGACAUCCGCGUUUGCAACCCUCGGAGCCUUCGCCCCCGAGUCGAACCCCUCCUUGGCUGGCCAGAAGCUGUUCACAAAGGCGGCAUCUGGGGACAUUGAGUCACUGAAGUUGCUCGACAAGCAGAUCCUAAGGAUCAUCGGCAAGGCACCAACACUAGCAGCUGCCUCGUACAGGAUGCGACAAGGCCGGCCUUUCAACAGGCCUGCUCACGGCUUGUCAUACACCGGCAACUUCCUGUAUAUGCUCGACAAUCUCUCAGGCAGCGAAUACCAGCCUCACCCCGUUCUGGAGAAGGCACUCGAUGCACUGUUCAUCAUCCACGCCGACCACGAGGUGAACUGUUCCACGGCGACUGUCUUGCAAGUUGGGAGUUCUUUGGUCGACCCCUACUCGGUAGUCGCCGCCGGAUGCGCCGCAUUGUAUGGACCGUCUCAUGGAGGUGCUUCAGAGAGCGCUAUCCGCAUGCUGAUGGAGAUUGGUUCCCCCGAGAAUGUCCCAGCGUUUAUGGAGAAGGUCGAGAAGCGCGAGCGUGUGUUGGUUGGCUUUGGUCAUAGGGUCUACAAAAACGUGGACCCGCGGUCGACAGCGAUACGCCAGCUCGCAGAAGAGGUCUUCAAGGUCACUGGACGCAACAAGCUCCUCGAUACGGCCCUGACGCUCGCAGACUACGCAAGGAAGAGCGAGUUCAUGAGGAAGCGUAAUCUCUACCCUAACGUCGACUUCUACUCCGGCCUUAUCUAUCAGGCUAUGGGAUUUCCCCUCGAUUUCUACCCGGUUUUGUUUGCCGUACCACGAUGUGUCGGGUGGUUGGCUCACUGGAGGCAGCAAAUGCUGAACCCCUCCGGCGUCAAGAUUUGGAGACCGCGACAGAUCUAUCUCGGCGAAGGCGAGAGGGACUAUGUUGAGGAGAACAAGAGGAAGGAGAAGGCCGCCGCUACCAUUUUCGACGCUCCUGUUGCGGUUGAGCAUGGUGGCGAUAGCAAGAGGAAUCAGCUCGCAACAUACAAGGAUGAGCGUGGUCAGUCAUGGACAAAGAGUAAGCUGUGAGGCGCCGCGGUCAGAGGUAUCCAGUGACUCUUGCCUGGAUUUUUAACACUUGCGGCUUCGGCAUUAUGCAUUAGACCAGGCCUUUCUGUAAUAAUUAAGAUUGAUAUCAUUCUGA